UUCUUCUUUUCUCUUUUUCUCUCUCUCUUUUUCUUCCUCCUUGCAGAGAGAGCACCUUAUGCUGAUUCCUCUCCUUUUCUUCCUCAAAUCUUGAACCGAUCGCCAAUUCCGUCAAAAUUUCCGAUUUUGAUUUCUGGGUAUCUCACCUUUUCUCUGUCUGAUCAUGGCGGUUGUUGAGAGUGGAGUUGCUGCUGAUCCAGGAGUCGUGAUCCAGCCGCCUUCUUCGCCGACAAGUCAAGAUUCCGGCGUUUCUUCCGAUGAUCAGAACCACCACUCCUCGAGGAUCGAGCUCGGCGGUCAGGCUCUCCGGCACGAUCAGGGCGGUCUCUACAGCAAGAUCGGGUCCCACGCGGCGAGAUCCGACGGCGUAGAUGGCGGAGAGAGCUUCAAGCGUGACAUGAGGGAGCUCCAGGAGCUUUUCUCUAAGCUCAAUCCCAUGGCUGAAGAGUUUGUUCCUCCUUCGCUGACUAAACAAGGAGGUGGUAACGGAGGACUUAACGGUGCUAACGGUGGUUUCUUCACCUCUGCUGGUUCCUUUUUCCGCAACAAUGGCUUCGGUGGUGCCGGAAAUGGCUACGGUAACGAAAACGGCGGUUUCCGACGGAAGAAGAGCUUUGGUCAAGGGAAACGGAGGAUGAACGCUCGAACAAGCAUGGCUCAACGAGAAGAUGUCAUCAGAAGAACCGUCUAUGUCUCUGAUCUCGAUCAACAGGUCACUGAAGAGCAGCUUGCUGGUUUGUUUGUGAACUGUGGACAGGUUGUUGACUGUCGCAUAUGUGGUGACCCAAACUCCGUCCUCCGGUUUGCGUUCAUAGAGUUCACUGAUGAAGAGGGUGCAAUGACUGCUCUGAAUUUAUCCGGAACUAUGUUGGGAUUCUAUCCUGUGAAAGUUUUGCCAUCCAAAACAGCUAUUGCACCGGUUAACCCGACUUUCUUACCUAGGACUGAAGAUGAGCGUGAGAUGUGUGCAAGAACUAUCUACUGCACUAACAUAGACAAGAAGGUUACUCAAUCAGACGUGAAGAUCUUCUUCGAAUCGUUCUGUGGAGAGGUUUACCGUCUGAGGCUGCUUGGAGAUUAUCAACACUCAACUCGUAUUGCUUUUGUAGAGUUCGUGAUGGCAGAAAGCGCGAUAGCAGCUCUCAACUGUAGUGGAGUUGUUCUAGGUUCUUUACCGAUAAGGGUGAGUCCUUCAAAGACGCCUGUUCGUCCAAGAUCACCGAGGCAUCCAAUGCAUUGAUCUUAGCUACAGGUUUCUUCAGAUAAUGUCUCUCUAUAUAUAUUAUAUAUAUAUCGCUCUUUCUCUCUAUCUCUCUUGAGCGAAACAGCAUACACAGACAUGUAAAGAUGUUUGUCUGCAUCUCUGGUCUCUUGUUUUCUGAAUGUAACUCUUGGGAUCUGAUGAUGAUGCUUCCGUUACCUUUUUUUUUUUCUUGCCUGAGAAUCCAUUUGGGUAUAAACAAACCUCGUAGAGAGUUUUCUUUCGAUGUCACUCUUUUAAGAGAAAGAGUUAGCUUAAUAACACUCUUUCCUCGAGAGCUAGUUUAUUCAUUGGAAAACUUUCUUUUAUU
Molecule: messenger RNA, 1571 nt
Organism: Eutrema salsugineum
Lineage: Eukaryota; Viridiplantae; Streptophyta; Magnoliopsida; Brassicales; Brassicaceae
Product: polyadenylate-binding protein-interacting protein 11
Exons: 10
Coding region: 164-1240 (358 amino acids)
Molecular function (GO): RNA binding
Source: RefSeq, a predicted model, not a curated record